AUGGACGUGGCAUACCAAUGGAGCGGCAAACUACCAAUGCGCAACUACGAGUCCAUGAACUUUUCACGUAAGGUCUUUCUCGGUGGGGUGCCCUGGGAUAGCAGCAGCGAUGAUCUCAUCUACGCCUUCUCGCGUUUUGGCAACGUCUCCGUACUCUGGCCCCAGAGAGAUGGUUACGCGUUUUGCAGUGUGCACGAUAAUUCCGACCGCGCCUCUACCCCGAAGGGCUACUGCUACCUUCUGUUUGAGCACGAGUCAUGUGUAUGUGAUCUGCUCUCCUGUUGUGUUCGUGAUCCCGUCUCUGGUGGUGACUACUACAAACUUUCCGGCCCAAAAUUGAAAUCCAAAGACGUCCAGGUUAUUCCCUGGGUCAUCAGUGAUAGUCAGUACACUCCCAAUGCCUCUGUGCGCACCGAUCCGGGCAACACCGUGUUCGUGGGUGCCUUGCACGGCAUGAUAACUGCGGAGGCAUUGGCUAGGAUCAUGAGCUCUCUAUUUGGCGAGGUCACUUUCGCGGCACUUGAUACAGACAAAUAUAAAUAUCCCAUUGGUUCUGGACGUAUCGUAUUCGCGGACAACAGAAGUUACAUGAAGGCUGUAACAGCCAACUUUGUGGAGGUCCGAACACCAAAGUUCACCAAGACCCUUCAGAUCGACCCCUUCCUGGAAGAUUCACCCUGCAAUAACUGUCUUAACUCACCAGGCAUCUACUUUUGUCGAGCAUUUGAAUGUUUCCGAUACUUUUGCCCUAAUUGCUGGCACCAGUGGCACAAUGUGACCGAAUCACUCUCAAACCACAAACCUUUACGCCGCAGUCUUAAGCCGUUCGUCGAUCGUUCGAUCUAG
This is a messenger RNA of Dibothriocephalus latus, 846 nucleotides long. The record is from the annotation of a GenBank genome assembly. Lineage: Eukaryota; Metazoa; Platyhelminthes; Cestoda; Diphyllobothriidea; Diphyllobothriidae.